AUGCCGGCCCCCAUGAGCGUCUACUCGCACCCGGCGCACGCGGAGCAGUACCCGGGCGGCAUGGCCCGCGCCUACGGGCCCUACGCGCCGCAGCCGCAGCCCAAGGACAUGGUGAAGCCGCCCUACAGCUACAUCGCGCUCAUCACCAUGGCCAUCCAGAACGCCCCGGACAAGAAGAUCACCCUGAACGGCAUCUACCAGUUCAUCAUGGACCGCUUCCCCUUCUACCGCGACAACAAGCAGGGCUGGCAGAACAGCAUCCGCCACAACCUCUCGCUCAACGAGUGCUUCGUCAAGGUGCCGCGCGACGACAAGAAGCCCGGCAAGGGCAGCUACUGGACGCUCGACCCGGACUCGUACAACAUGUUCGAGAACGGCAGCUUCCUGCGGCGGCGGCGGCGCUUCAAGAAGAAGGACGCGCUUCGCGACAAGGAGGAGAAGGACCGGCCGCACCUCAAGGAGCCCAGCGGCCAGGAGGCCGGCCACCACCCUGCGGCCCACCAGGGCCGCCUCACCUCCUGGUACCUGAACCAGGCGAGCGGGGACCUGGGCCACCUGGCCAGCGCGGCGGCGGCGGCGGCGGCGGCGGGCUACCCGGGCCAGCAGCAGAACUUCCACUCGGUGCGGGAGAUGUUCGAGUCCCAGAGGCUCGGCUUGAACAACUCUCCGGUGAACGGGAGUAGCAGCUGUCAGAUGGCCUUCCCCUCCAGCCAGUCUCUGUACCGCACGUCCGGGGCCUUCGUCUACGACUGCAGCAAGUUUUGACACCCCCGCCCCCCUCAAAGCCGAACUGCAUCGAACCCCAGCGCAGGAACAGCCCGAAGAACCACCUGUGCAAAAUCGAAACCAGCCAAAUAAAUCCGGUUCUAAAAAUCUCGAAAAACAUUCGCCAAACCAGGGAACGGAAUCCCUCCAGAAGGUCAACGCUCCAGCACACAGAAAACUGUUUUCUUAAAAGAUUAAUUCAGAGCCACCUCCACGUUGCCUUAUCUAAAUAAACAAAACCAUAAACUGUUUCACACAGAGACAGCACAGUCAUGGUUCAUUAAAGGGCAGUGUUACUGCAGAUAACACGUAAGUUUCUUCUUGCUUUUCGGGAGCGCGCGCCCUCCCCGCCUCUCCCGCUCCCUCAGCCUUUCCCCCCUCACCUCUCACCUGUAAGAUACUAUUUUAUCCUAUGUUGAAAGGAGGGGAAAAGUCCCCAUAUAUGAAAAUCGCUUUCUUUUUAUUCAUGGACUUGUUUUUAAAUGUAAAUUUCAACAUAGUAAUUUAUUUUUAAUUUGUAGUUGGAUGUCGUGGACCAAACGCCAGAAAGUGUUUCCAAAACCUGACGUUAAAUUGCCUGAAACUUACAUUGUGCCUUUUUUUCAUUAUAAAAAGGGAAACUGUAUUAAUCUUACUCUAUCAUCUUUUCUUUCUUUUUGUUGAACAUACGCAUUGUUUGUUUAUUAAUAAAUUACCAUUCAAUUUGAAUGACACCUAUAUGCCUGGAUGCUUUAAUACAGCCUUAAUUACUAUAAGAAAAAAAGAUUUCAGAGAUUAAAACAGUAGAAAUGACCUAUUCUCCUCUUAAAUCUCUGAAAAAUGGAGAAACCCUCUAUUUCCUGUCAAAUUUCACAUAAAAGUCUCUUUUGGUUUAGAUUUUUCCCUGCAGCAUCUCCUGCAAAAUAUAGUCAGCUUGCUUUGUGGCUAGUAAAAAAACGUAUUUUCCUAAAUGGAUCUGAGUUGGCUUAUACAGAUACAUUUUCUCAGUAAUGACAGAACCUGAUUUGGAAAUCGCAUGCCCAUGAGUCAGCAGCAGUCUUUACCACAGUGAUACCUGUGUGUCCCGGGAGGUGAAUGUGCCUCCAGAGAGACACAGAUGGGUAUCUGGCUUCUGUAGCACGUAAAACAUCGGGAUGUGUAUUAUGCAUCCCUGUGAACCAAGUGUGGGAUAGAAUUUUUUUUCCCUAUUUUCUCACUCCUUUGUAAGAGGAAAAGUAAACCAGUUUAAAAUGUAUGUAUAUAACUCAUCCACCUUUACAAUCCUCCAUGUGUUAUGUAGGAUUGAUUUUAAAAAAAAAAAUGUACUGUGGGUUGGAAAGGGAAAUUUAAUCUUUGGGAAGCUAUUUUAGAAGAUGUUUGUAGAACAAUUAUUUUUUGAAAACUGUUUAAAGCAGUAAGGAAGGAGAGGAGCAGAACGCUUCAGCCCAGGGUGGCUCUUUUCAAUCCAAUUUUUCUUGCCAAUUUACAGUUAAGCCUAGGGGGCAAUCGGAUUGGCCCUCCCCCUUUGUAAAUAACCCAGGAAAUGUAAUAAAUUCAUUAUCUCAGGGUGAUCAGCCCUGUCAAUCAGACUUUAGGGAGAUGGCGAUUUGAUUACAGACUUUGGGGCCUUUCAGUGUGUUUCCGAGAUAAUACAGUUUCCUGCUAUCUGCCGCUCCUAUCUAGAGGCAACACUUAGCAGUAAUUGCUGUUGCUUGUUGUCAAAAUGUGAUCAUUGUUAAAGGAUUGCUGCAAAUAAAUACACUCUAAUUUCAGUCAAAAAA
This is a messenger RNA of Miniopterus natalensis, 2525 nucleotides long. The record is from RefSeq and is a predicted model, not a curated record. NCBI's taxonomy places the organism in Eukaryota, Metazoa, Chordata, Mammalia, Chiroptera, Miniopteridae.